Molecule: messenger RNA, 1905 nt
Organism: Endocarpon pusillum Z07020
Lineage: Eukaryota; Fungi; Ascomycota; Eurotiomycetes; Verrucariales; Verrucariaceae
Exons: 6
Coding region: 1-1905 (634 amino acids)
Biological process (GO): negative regulation of toll-like receptor 9 signaling pathway; apoptotic process
Source: RefSeq, a predicted model, not a curated record
AUGGAUUCCGCAGAUGAUGCUUUGGCGAGCGCAUCUACUCAUCUCGACCGAGCACCACUCAACGCUUACAGCACCACUGAGCUUCACCACCAAGAUGGGCAUCUCACUCAAAAUCUCAUAGAUGCUGACAAUGAAUCUACAUCAUCACCCGUUGACGCAGACUCCAAGGUUCUGGCUAAAGUUCGAACUAUCACCACAAAGGUGAAAGCAAAACUACAUCCCAGAAAGCAUGAUGAGACAUUCAUACAUGAUGACCAACGCGUGAUUGAGGGAGCCAAGAUAGCUCCAACCUUAGCACCACCUGCGCCGACUGCAAGGGAUGAGGAUCGUUUAUUUAACGCUCUACCAGAGAAACCAAGCGGCCCUUCUCUCAAACAAGUGGUGGCUUAUCCUGUGAACACUGUCAAAUCGGCUGUCGGACGACAAGGGGGAGAUGCUUAUGCAGAGAACCUAGCCAAGACAGACAUCACACAUGGUGCCAACGUCAAUAUUGUUCGAGCCUACGAUAUCAUCGCCAACACCACAACAGACGCAGACAGGGUGCAGGCCAUGCAAGAUUUAGAGCGACUGAAAAAAUCUAGACAGGACUCGUUCGUUCGCUGGACAAUGAAUCGGCAUGUGCAAUUGGUGAGGAGAGUUGAAACCGACAAGCUGCCUCGACGACCGAGGACGGAAUUCGUCGAGAAAAUUGAUCAUGACAGAUAUAGAACACAAUGGAAGGAAUAUGGUGACUAUCUCCUUCACUUUUAUAUCGAGCGCUACGGAGCCCAAUAUAUAGGCACCUCCGAUGAAUUGCCCAAAGCGACCGAAGGCGCUAUCAUCUCUGUUUUGGAGAGAGUCGUCCUCACAUCGGCACCUUAUCAGAAAUUCUUGAUGAAAUCGAGUGAAGUUUCAUUGUGGAAGCAGCCGGAACGCUCCGCCUGCUACAUGGCAGUGUACUUUAUCCUCUGGUGGUACGAUUGCCUGGCUGGAUCUGCGCUCCUCGCGCUUCUGGGGUUAGUGAUAAAGCGUCGUUCUUGUCAUCCUACGAUCGAAGAACUUCGCCAAGAGCUUGAGCGGUCUGAGAAUCCAGAUCUCACAGCUUGGAGCAUACCUCAGCUAAUCGAGCAGCACGGAGCACAGGGAUGGGUGAGUGCAUUGGUAGAGAAGACAGGACCAUCAGUAUUGUUGCAGCUGGAGGAUAUGGCGAACUUCCUGGAAGUCCUUCAAAACUUCUAUGAGUGGCGUGAUCCUAACCACACUAAGGCUUCACUCGGAAAGCUGGCGAUGCUAUCGCUUGUUGUCAUCUUUACCCCGUCGCGAUUGCUUGUCAAGAGCUUUCUUUUCGUGAUAGGGCUCAUCUUCUUCGUCCUGAUGCCAUUAUGGCAUCGAUACCCUCAAUACAGGCUACUGACAUCACCGAUGAAACUGAUCUUUUGGAAGGUUCCAACUCACGCUGAAUGGGCAGUUGCACGCCUACAAGCAGAAGCCGCCUUUCAACUUGAAGCGAUGCAAUCUGCGGCGUCUGGAGCCAACGAUCAGGGGAGUACAGCCAUGGAUGACGCCUCUACUACAAACAUAGCAGACACCCCUGUGCAUGAUGGCGAACACCCAGGCACGCUAGUUGGACGAUACCACUGCACAAGCCGCAACCGCCACGGCAACCUGACCGUAACCACCCAAGACGUAUCAUUCAAGCCGCACCUGAGCAAAGACCGGAGCUGGCGGCUGAGAUAUGAUCAACUCAAGGCAAUCAAGAAGAUCGUCGGAACCUCAACCAUCUCUUCCGGUGAUGAUCUCCUCUUCACCGAUACCGAGGAUAAUGAAUUCAGAACCGUGGGCCUGAGUAAUAGAGAUCAGGUCUUUACCCAGAUUGUCGGGUAUAGCAAUGGUGGAGGUGGGAUUGGAUGGCAGGUCAAUACUUGA